Solea senegalensis (Senegalese sole) is the source of this 2172-nucleotide messenger RNA. Its product is annotated as RNA-binding protein, mRNA-processing factor 2a. Gene Ontology annotation, molecular function: mRNA binding; protein homodimerization activity. NCBI's taxonomy places the organism in Eukaryota, Metazoa, Chordata, Actinopteri, Pleuronectiformes, Soleidae. Gene Ontology annotation, biological process: negative regulation of smooth muscle cell differentiation. The transcript is spliced from 8 exons. Bases 210 to 1124 code for a protein of 304 amino acids. The record is from RefSeq and is a predicted model, not a curated record.
CAAUGAGAAAAGUUUACUUAUUCUCCUGCGCUCGCAAUCACAGCUGAGGGCAUUGAUGUGAGCGCAGAGGCUUCCAGUGUUUGACGCGCACUUAUUUCCCCCCAUCUUCUCACCUUCACACACGGAGCACUAAUCCACCUUCUCACCUUUAGUUUAGCGCCUACCUGUGUUUCUUAUCUUUACUUUUUCCCCCCUCCUCUCAUUUAUGAAUGAUUCUCUCUCGCAAUACAACUUGUACUAGUAGAAGAACACCUUCUUUCUUGGACACGUCUCCGUCCUCGUCCGCACCUCCUCACCUCGGCACAUCUUCUCUCCUCAAGCUCAAACGGCACCAGGACCUUCACUGCAGCUUCAGACGCACUUGGGGGAAAUAUCACUCGACGAGGAAAAACUUGAUACUUUGCGCAGCAGCAGCGGCGGCGGCGGCAGCAGCUGAAGCAGCUGAAGACACCGACAACACCGACAACAUGAGUCUGAAAAGCGACGCAGAGCCCAAUAACAACGUGUCCAUGGAGGAGGAGGUACGGACACUGUUUGUAAGUGGCCUACCAGUGGAUAUCAAACCACGGGAACUUUACCUUCUCUUCAGACCUUUUAAGGGUUAUGAAGGGUCACUGAUUAAGUUGACUUCAAAACAGCCUGUUGGGUUUGUAACCUUUGACAGUAGGUCUGGAGCUGAAGCUGCAAAAAAUGCAUUAAAUGGAAUCCGCUUUGACCCCGAAAGUCCCCAGACCCUGCGCUUAGAGUUUGCUAAAGCCAACACGAAGAUGGCAAAGAGUAAGCUGAUGGCCACACCGAACCCCACAAAUAUCCACCCUGCUCUAGGAGCUCACUUCAUUGCACGGGACCCAUGUUUGUCAUCGUCUUGUGUCCUCCUGCCCUGCACCUCCCCAGAUGAUCUGACAGGGGCAGCACUGAUCCCAGCGUCACCAGAUGCCUGGACUCCUUAUCCUCUGUACACCACGGAGCUGACUCCAGGCCUCCCUCACACAGCCUUCACUUACCCGGCGGCUGCUGCCGCUGCAGCUGCCCUUCACGCCCAGGUGAGGGACCAACCGAUGCGCUGGUACCCUACUCCCUCUGAGACUUCCCAGCCUGGAUGGAAAUCCCGGCAGUUUUGUUAGAUAUGUAGCCUCUGGAAACCACACCUUUGUCCAGCUGAAGUGAGGUUUGCCAAGCUCUUGAUUAAUUUAACCAGGUUUAUUUAAUAAACAGAUGUGCAUUAUCAUAAACAAACAGUAUUUAUAUCACCUCCCAAUUGUCUGUGGGGGGUGUUGAGAGUUUGAGAUCAUCUUGCUGUUGACAAUCUAAGCUUUUCCUUGGCAACUAUUGCGGUACCAUCUAAGCACUUCAAAAUAAUGUGGGGGGGACGGGGGACCCUCAUGUAAUGCCCAGUCAAACUUAAUGGAUCCUAAUUGCUGAGGAAAAUUGAUGCAUUGAAGUUACCAUUAUUAAGCUAGUCCUUCCGCUGGGUUACCGCUGCUCCUGGGAGGUUUAGAAACGUUAAGUCAUUGCAUGUUAAAGUCUUUUUGGCAUGAAUUUAGAACUCAGAGUUCUGUGUAUCCUAAUUUUCGUAGCAUUUGUGUUGCCUCUUUACCUUGGCUUGGACAGCGAAAUGUUUUGUUUUCCUGUAGAACCUUGGUCUUACCUCUGUGAAAGUUAGGCUAUUGUGUAAAUGGCUUAUCUCGCAUGGACCUUGUAAAUGCAUCCCUGCGUGCUGUGACAAUCCCAGUCCUUUAUGAUCAUAUCAGUGUCUGUCAUUAUUUGAGCAAAAGAAAGUACAAUUGUUUUUGUACUUUUUUGCGUAAUGUGUAUUUAUGCAUUUUUGUGCAACUAAAUAAUGAACCUGUAUAAGUUGGAUGUUUAGUCGUCUCUUGUGUUUUCCGAUCCCAUAAUCCUGUUGAAGUAGUUUUAAAGAAGAAAAAAGUGCAAUUUGUUUAAAGGGGAAGUGGGUAUCUGUCAAUGAAGGUAUUCUGAACAUGGCUUGUGCCAUUCUGCUAAAAUGAGAUUGCUGUAAAACCAUCUUUCAGAAUGUGAAACUGGACUACAAACGUAAAGGGUUGCUUUUUUUUGGGGGGGUGGGACAUUUUGAAAUGGAAGCAGGAUUUAGAGUAAUGAAGGAAUUUAGUUUGUGGUUUAGAAAAUGUUUGUCUUUGUAUCUGCUGUGCAUAA